AUAUUUCAUUCCACUAAAAGGAAUUUUCUUUUAUUUCUUUUUGACUUUUAUGAUUACCACAUAACUCUUCCCCCUCCCCACCCCCUAAUCCCAACAAUUCCAUUCAUCCCACGGGAGGAUUGGAAGAGGGAGGAGGGUGUUAGACCUUUUAAUUCCAUUUCUUUUUUAAUACAUCAUUAAUUAAUAAUUAAUAUUAUUACUAGACGUACGUGCGUGCAUUGCAUAUCUGCAUGGUCACGUGAAUUUUAAAACCAUAAUAAUUAAACAAAUAUGAGCGCGGAGGAAGGAGAGGAGGAGGACGCGAGGAAGUCGUCGGCCUGCGGGCUGCUGGUGCUGUACAACAGCGUGUUCCACCGCAGCGGCCGGCGGAACGAGCGGCAGCCUUCGACACCGACGUCGUCGUCUUCUGCAGGGAGUCCGAAGCUCACGCUGUCGAAUUCCAAGCGCCGCCGCCCGGGCUCCGACGAGGCCUCCCUCCUUGCCUCUUCGGCCGUCGCCUCACACGCGUCUCUACCGCACCACCACAAGCCCGAUGCUGUCCCAGCACCCGCUUAUCACAAAGCCGCUGCCAUGCAGAAGGAAGCCGGCCGCAACGGCGGUGCGCGGGCCACGACGCGCUGCGGCAGCAUCGUCGCGGCGGAGCUCGACAGCAUGAUCCACGACCACCAGCGCACCAGGGGGAGCGGCGCCCUCGUCCGGGCCUCUUCGGGCAAUGUCAUGCUCUUUGGCAAUCUCGGCAACAUCCGCGCGCCCGGCGCCGUCACCGCCAGCCACAACGUGCUCGACAACUUGCCGAAGACGGCGAAGGAGGCGUCCGACGGAAAGCAGCAAGAUAGUGAAGCCGAGGCGGCGGCGGCGGCGGCGGCCCCUGCGGAGGUGCUCUGCAGAGCCCUGUCGCGGAGGCUGGACCCCGAGGAGCUGAAGGAGAUGGGCAAUGAGGAGUACAAGAACGGGAGGUUCGCAGAGGCGGUGGCGCUCUACGACCGCGCGAUAUUGAUCGACCCGGGUAAGGCGCCGUACUGGAGCAACAAAGCUGCCGCGCUCAUGGGCAUGGGCCGGCUCCUCGAGGCCGUGGCCGAGUGCAAAGAAGCCGUUAGAAUCGAUCCGGCUUACGGGCGGGCGCAUCUGCGGUUAGGAACACUCUAUCUCAGGCUGGGGGAAGCUGAGAAGGCAAUUCAUCACUACAAACUAGCAAAAGGUGACGCGAGCUCUCGCGAUGUCACCCAAGCGCAGGCUCUCCAAAUGCACCUUUUCAAGUGCGACGACGCACGGAAGCGUAAAGACUGGCAUGGCCUGCUGCAGGAAUCACAGUCUGCUGUAUCUGCUGGCGCUGAUUCAUCCCCACAGCUUUUUGCGUACCAAGAAGAAGCCCUCCUAGCUCUCCGUAGGCAAGAAGAAGCUGAAGCGACAUUAAGAAAUGCUCCAAAGUUUGACGUCGACGCAUCUACGAAAUUCUUCGGCGGACCUAGCAACGCAUAUUUCCUCGCUGUUCGUGCUCAGGUCGACAUGGCGGCCGGCAGGUUUGAAGAGGCACUGAAUAUAUCUCAAAGGGCCGCUCGGAUUGACCCGGGCAGCAGGGAGGUGAGUGCUGUGGCCCGAAAGGCUCGAUUAGCGGCACAGGCGAGAUCGAAAGGUAACGACCUCUUCAAAGCAUCAAAGUAUUGGGAGGCAUGUAUUGCAUACGAGGAAGGGCUCGGCCAUGAUCCUCACAAUGCCAUCUUACUUUGCAAUCGAGCUGCUGCCCGGUCGAAGCUCUGCCAGUGGGAGAAGGCCGUUGAUGACUGCACCGUUGCUUUGAAAAUGCGCCCGUCCUACACUAAAGCUCGCUUAAGGAGAGCCGAUUGCAAUGCUAAGUUGGAGCGGUGGGAAGCGUCGAUACAAGACUACGAAGUAUUGAUGCAUGAGAUGCCGGGAGAUGAGGAGGUGAGCAAGGCACUCUCAGACGCUCGGCUCCAACUUGAGAAGCAGCGAGAUCGCAGCAAUAAUUUUAUAACCAUAACUUCGAAAGAUCAAUUCAAGCAAUUUAUUGCGACGUCAAGGCUUUCGGUUGCGCUCUUAUUUAACAAAUCAAGAGAUGUUUCAAUUCAAACAGUCUCGCUUGUGGAGCAACUAAGCAAACGAUACGCCACUGUGAAUUUCCUGAAGGUGGAUCUGGAAAGAGACCCCAAAUUAGCAGAGUGUGAGAGCUCUCUACCAGUCAUCAAAUUUUACAAGAGCGGAACCUGCAUCGAGAGCAUUUCAGCAUCAGACCAUGACGAGCUAGAGAGCUCCCUCAAAAUUCUCAGUAAAUAGAAGAUGGAAGAACAGAAACAGAAUACAGAUUGAAAGAGUUCAGCAUUGCGCUCUCUCAGGCAUCAGACCAUGUAAAAAUAAAACUAGAGACCUCUCUGUUCAGGAUUAAUCAAGUAACUAAGAAAUGAAAAGAGGUGGGGAAACAAUUCCCAUGUAAAGAAGGUUAAGGGAACAAGAUUGGGAGCUGGAACAUCAUUUGGAAGGUGAAAGGCAACCAUUGCACAGAGAUGUGAUGUACUGCUGCCUCUUGCUAAUCACCAGAUUUCAUGUUUUGAAAAGAACUAAUAAUGGUGACUGAUCAGGUUGAGAAAAGCAGCUCCAUUUUGUCCUAAAAUCCAAAAUGUCCUAGAUUGUUGGUCUUUUUAUUUUGUUGACACUCACAAAGAUAUGCAUAGGCAUAUUCUUUGCAAAAUUGUGAGGGCUACAAUUUUUUUUC
Messenger RNA from Ananas comosus (pineapple), 2728 nucleotides. RefSeq names its product inactive TPR repeat-containing thioredoxin TTL3-like. Gene Ontology annotation, molecular function: protein binding. The record is from RefSeq and is a predicted model, not a curated record. The transcript has 7 exons. Gene Ontology annotation, cellular component: cytoplasm. The coding region runs from base 271 to 2292 and encodes 673 amino acids. Lineage: Eukaryota; Viridiplantae; Streptophyta; Magnoliopsida; Poales; Bromeliaceae.